GACCGAGACAGCUGCACCUCGAGAUCGUCACAGCAAGCAGUCCCGCCGCCCAUAUCCUCAAGAUGCCGAAAGUCUACAAGCCAGGAAAAGUCGCUAUCGUUCUGCAGGGCCGCCAGGCUGGAAAGAAGGUCGUCGUGAUCAAGCAGAAUGACGAAGGUACUAAGGACCGGCCCUAUCCCCACGCCAUCGUUGCGGGCAUCGAGCGUUACCCGCGGAAGGUCACGCGGAGUAUGGGUGCUAAGAAACUGACGCGGCGGAGCAGAGUGAAGCCUUUCAUCAAGGUUGUCAACUAUUCGCAUCUCUUCCCAACACGGUACGCCCUCGAGCUUGAGAGCUUGAAGGGCUCCGUCUCUGCGGACACCUUCAAGGAGCCAUCGCAACGGGAAGACUCCAAGAAGAACAUCAAGAAGCUGUUUGAGGAGCGUUACCAGUCGGGCAAGAACAAGUGGUUCUUCCAGGCACUCCGCUUCUGAGCGCAUCGUUGUUUUGUUGUGAUGGGGGGAGUGGGGAUCCAAAACGCUACAUGUACAUCACAUGUUUCUAUGAUGCAUGCGCUAUCCUCAUAUUGCAUUCAUGUUGCUCCAUGGCAUUUCAUCUAAUUAUCUGAGUGAGCUCGUAAGGCGAGGCAAACCUUGUGUGUCUAUGUCUUGUAGAUAUGUGGGAUGAUAUAAUGCCGGACAGAGUAGCGAAUGGAAUACGAU
Coniophora puteana RWD-64-598 SS2 is the source of this 701-nucleotide messenger RNA. Its product is annotated as 60s ribosomal protein l27. The transcript has 5 exons. Gene Ontology annotation, molecular function: structural constituent of ribosome. NCBI's taxonomy places the organism in Eukaryota, Fungi, Basidiomycota, Agaricomycetes, Boletales, Coniophoraceae. Gene Ontology annotation, biological process: translation. Gene Ontology annotation, cellular component: cytosolic large ribosomal subunit; ribosome. Bases 63 to 473 code for a protein of 136 amino acids. The record is from RefSeq and is a predicted model, not a curated record.